UUCAGUGAAGCUCUUUGUGGUUCUGACAUUUUUCUGGGCGGAGGAAGAGGCGGACUAGGGUUGUCCCGCCCGGGUCGACCCUGAAGAGACGUGAUGACGUGGCAUGCUGUACGUGUGUUGUCAACUGGCGCCGAGCAGAUGCAGUCAGAGGGUCCCAGCGUCCUGCUGCUCGAGCCGUUUUACGGCGGCUCUCACAAACAGCUGAUCGACCUGCUGAGCGAAGACGUCAGCGGCUGCUCCGUCUUCACGCUGCCCGCCAAGAAAUGGCACUGGAGGGCGAGGACAGCGGCGCUGCACUUCAGCCAGACCGUCCCCACCUGCCCAUCGUACAGAGUCCUGUUCAGCAGCUCAGUCCUGAACCUGUGUGAGCUGGUGGCUCUCAGACCCGAUCUGGCCCGUCUGAAGAAGGUUCUGUACUUCCACGAGAACCAGCUGGUUUAUCCGGUCCGCAAAGACCAGGAGAGAGACUUCCAGUAUGGAUACAACCAGAUCCUCUCAUGCCUGGUCUCAGAUGUGGUGGUGUUUAACUCCGUCUUCAACAUGGACUCCUUCCUGUCUUCCAUCUCCUCCUUCAUGAAGAAGAUACCAGACCACAGACCCAGAGACCUGGACCUGCUGAUCCGACCUAAGUGUGUGGUCCUGUACUACCCAGUUCGGUUUCCUGACAUCAGCAGGCUACUGCCCAAACACAAACUCCUCCGCAGGCCUGCAGAGACGUCUCAUGUUGAUGAUGUCAUCACAGAGCAGGGCGAGCAGCUGGCGCCAUGGUGUGAGCAGGAGGAUCCACAUCAGUCCGUGUCUGAUCCCAGAACAGACCAGAGACCAGAUGGUGAAGAGGACACCAUGAUGAAACCUCUGCACAUUGUCUGGCCUCACAGGUGGGAACACGAUAAAAACCCUGAGCUCUUCUUCUCCACUCUCAUCAAACUGAAGGAGCGACAGGUCGACUUUCACCUGUCGGUGCUCGGAGAGACGUUCACCGAUCCACCAGAGAUCUUUCUGGAGGCCAGACGUCUGCUCGACCGUCACAUCCUGAACUGGGGUUUCCUGUCCAAUAAACACGAUUACCUCAGAGUGUUGUGUCAGGCCGACGUGGUUGUCUCCACCGCCAAACACGAGUUCUUCGGAGUCGCCAUGUUAGAAGCUGUUCACUGUGGCUGUUAUCCGCUGUGUCCAAAGGCUUUAGUGUAUCCUGAAUUAUUCCCUGCAGAGUACCUUUACUCCACACCUGAGCAGCUCUGCAAACGGCUGCAGAACCUGUGCAGGAGGCCCGACGUCGCCCGCAAACACGUCGUCAAGGUCGACUGCUCCUCCUACUCCUGGACGUCUCUUAAGGAGCGUUUUGAGACUCUGCUGGCAGCGAAGCAUCUCUGAACGCACCACAGCGGCUUCAGUCCAUUAGUCGGCUGGUUUGGAGGUUGUCGGAGCGUCUGCCAGGCCGUCGUCAUGCCUGACUCGACGCCACGUCCCACAGAAAGCGGCGGUGACUUCCAGCCCGUUUCAGGCACCUCUGAGCCCCAAAUCAAAGGCAGGCUGGCGGGCUGGAGACACCGAGUCUGGACCUGUAAACGUCCCCGUCCUCUCAGGCUGGAGGAGAACUUUCUUUUAUGUGUGUGGUUUGGGUGGAGGAGGGGGGUUAACGUGUAAAAGCUUUCAUGUUUCCACAGGCGGUGCCACCUCAUAUAUCCGGCUGGAUCCAUUUUUAUCCUUUGUGCUGUUGAGUUUGUGUUGUUCACCACAGCGACUGAGCGGCAGCCAGACUGUGGUUUCUGUCUGCAGCUCCACCUGAGCUGCCAGGUCCAGGACGGAGGAGAAACCAGAAUGAAGUGGAUCUGCAGACGUUUCGUACCCACUGAGGCGACCUCAGGCACAGUUAAAAACCUGAACAAGGAGCUAACAGUUUGAUUUUAUCCAAACAAAUUUAAAGAUAUGUCAGUUUUAAUAAGAAUUUGUUUUUAGGAGACUACUUUGAACAUUUUUGAUUAAACACUUCCUGUGAUCAGCUAACUUUUGUCUGUUAAUAAGAUAAAUUGUCAAUUAAAACAUAAAUAGCAAAAUAAAACCCAUAUGGAGGCCCAUCCCUACCAAGAAAUGAAAAAGAUGGAUGACAAAAAACAGGAAAUACUAUGAAAUAAAGAUAGAGAUUAUAUAAAAAUUAAAACCGUCAGAUUUCUUAGUAAAUAAGCUUAUUGAAAGAUUGCUGGUCAGAAUUUUGAGGUAACAACAAAAAAUUGCACAAAGUAUGAAACUAUAGCUUAAGCAUUGAUAAGCUGAAGCUUACUGGAUACUGAUCUGAGAUAAUCUGACAGUCAGUGCAGCACUUUGUGUUUUCUUAUCAUUACAACCUGACAGUUGUGUAGUUGGCGAGCGGUUUUCUCUGUAUGUUUGAAGCUGAGUUCAGUGAGCAGCUCACAGCUUCAGGCCUCAGUUUACUCCUUCAGCUCUGCAGCCACACAGAAACAUCUCCAGCCUUCACACGCAGAAACAAACCGCUGCGUUUAGAUGUGACCUCAGGCCAGAGAAUCAAACGCUUUAAUCACAGCGCAGGAAGAGCCUCGCUGCAGCGUCUGCAUGACACAGCUGAUCCAAAGCGACAGCAGGCUUUAAAUGCAACACCACCACUCGGCGACUGAGCACGCUCAGACGCCUCGGGUCACUGCUUCAACCGAAACCACCUCGGACUGUCCUCGCGGCAGUCGCACAGCAAACACACACAGUAAACAGCUGUAUUAACAGGCCAAUGAAAAGCUUUAAUGCCUCUGUGUUUUAUGGAGUCUGCAGUAAAGUCUUUAUGGGUGUCAUGUUGUUCUGGAGGUUUAUGAUGUCAUCAGGUCGUGACCUGAGCUCCAGGCUGAUGUCACUAGCAACCAAUGAUGAAAAUGAAAAUUACCGAUGCUGUUCUGACGCCUUUUAAAACAAACAGAUUCAUUUCGUCUCAUAAAACAGCAGGAAAUGUGCUGAAAAUGUGUCUUUACUUGCAGCAGUUGGUUAUUUAGUUAAUUGGUCAUUAUUUUCAUUACUGUCAAUUACUGUUUUGGUUUUUCAAACAGAGAUACCAAACAUCUAAACCAAAGUCAUUCCUGAAUUGUUUCAUCUUUUAGAUUAAGUUGAAGAGCUUGUACAAAACAGGAUUUUACCUUGAAAGAAUAAUAAAGAGAAAAUGUGACACUGAUCAUUUUAA
Messenger RNA from Scatophagus argus, 3181 nucleotides. RefSeq names its product glycosyltransferase-like domain containing 1 (gene qtman). Gene Ontology annotation, molecular function: glycosyltransferase activity. The transcript is spliced from 11 exons. Lineage: Eukaryota; Metazoa; Chordata; Actinopteri; Scatophagidae. The record is from RefSeq and is a predicted model, not a curated record. Bases 94 to 1374 code for a protein of 426 amino acids.